AUGAAUUUGUUCAGCGUUACGCAAGUCUAGAGGAUCUUGUUUAUGUAGGAGUGUCACAUGGGAAACAGCCAGAACCAAGGAAACCAAAAAAUUAUGUACGCUUUGAGAACAGGAGCAGACAAAAAGUCAUUUAGAGCGCGUAUGCUAUAUCACAUGGGCAUGACCAAUAUGGCAUAUCUAAUUGACACUGGUUAAAUAACGCUGAUUGUGAAACGGCCACUUCAUAAGUCAUCUCAGUCUGCUUCAACCAGGGCCACUUUUAAAAGAAGGAGAGGAGAGUAGACGCUUAGAAAAAUGGCUCCAGGGGUUUCCAGUUGUCAUUAUCGUGAGGCUCCUCCGUCUAUCUCCUUUUCUGGAUCUGGAUUCCUGGCCACCUACCAGUUAGGGGUAGUCCAGUGCUUCCUAAAUUAUACACCCUGGAUCCUCAGCACUGCGCCUUGUGUCCUGGGAGCCUCGGCGGGCUCUUUGGUGGCAGCUGCUGUAGUCUGUGAAAUGAGCCCGGUAACUAUUCGGGACGAGGUGUUGAACUUUGCCAAACAGAUGAAGGAUUUCACACUUGGACCAUUUAAUCCCUCGAUCAAUGUUUCAAAAUGGUUAGAGUCUGUUUUAAACAAACAUCUCACUUCUGAUGCACACCAACUGGCCAACGGGCGUCUUGCUGUGGCUAUGACCCGCCUGACUGACAGCAAACUCACCAUCAUCUCAGAGUUUCACUCCAAAGAAGAUGUGGUGCAGGCUUUGCUUUGCAGCUGCUUUGUGCCUGGUUACUGUGGUCUGCUGCCUCCAUCUUUCAAAGGAGAACACUAUGUGGAUGGGGGUUUCAGGAGCAUGCAGCCAACAUUGCCUGUCCCCUUCACUUCCACCUUGACGGUGUCGCCCUUCUCUGGAGAGUCAGACAUCUGUCCCUCCGACUCACCGUCCAUGUGGGACAUGGUCGUGAGUGGAAGCACCUUGAAGGGCAACAUGGCGAACAGUUUCAGGAUUAUUAAUGCUCUGUAUCCUAUGGCUUUAGAGACUCUGAGUGAAGCAUUCCACAGUGGCUACAAAGAUGCUUUCAACUUUCUUCUGAACAACAAUCUUGCCCAGAAUUCCAUUUUAGAUAAAGUUUCCCAGAAUGAGCCAAUUUACUACAACCAAAAUAAGGAGCGUAUGCACCCGGAGGCCAACACUGAACAGGAAAUGAAGGAGGGAGAAGAAACCGACACACUGCCAUCUUUUACAGAUAAUGAACACGUGAAUGGCGUCUGCGCUGAGCUUGAAUCACCCCAAAAUCAACCAACCAAAGAACCCAACCUACAUUUUGACGUCAUGAAGAAUGUUUCCUUUUAUGCCGUACUCCAGAGCAGAAAAAGGAUGAAGAUGUUUUUCAGACAGGCACCUGAGUCGUCGUUCUGGUUCUGGCAUGCUGUGAGACACUUUUCGUUCUUCUUUUAUGAAAUAGUCGUCUGUAGCCUCAAGAAGAACGUACACGAUCGGGUCAUGCCCACUGUCCUGCUGUUGCAAUGGCUGAAGAUUCAUGCCAGUUCUGAGGCUUCACCAGGACAGAAGCAUGCCUCACCUGGCCAAAGGUUACCCUCUUCUGCCCAUUCAGAAAUCACUGCAUCACUGGAUUAUAAAAAUACGUCAUUACAGUAAAUGUAUAGAGAGCCUCUGAAUUUGUUAGCCCAUUAAGUCGACAUGGAACCAGUGUAUUCUUUGUGCAGCUGGUCACAUAGCAAUCCAAUGAACAGUAUUAAAGGGUGAGGCUUUUUAAGAAAUGUAUUUGGUUAACUUGUAAGUUUUUGUACAUAUAACUGUAUACCUGUAUCAGAGCAGUGUAAGGCUGAGUUACAUGAGUAAUGAUUUCCCUGCACUUAAAACAGUUGUUGAUUUGUUGUAAAAUGAAUACUGUGUGAGAGACAAUCUAUGUGAUGGGUGUCAGAUUGUAAGUUGAUGUUAGGGGACAGUGUGGAAAAAAGUGAUCUGGAAUCUGUCAUAGGUUUGUACCCAGGUACACAUGAGAUUGUGGGAAGUUAGCUCAAAGAGAAAAUAAAUGCACAUAUCUGCAAAAGUGAUAAUAGAAGCUCUGGCAAAGACAAACUUCACCUUUGCAUAAGGUAUCAUUACAGAUAACAGCCUGUAGUCAGAGCUAGCAGCCGGUGUUAGUUUUAUUGGAGAUAAGUAGCAACGUCAAGCAAAUCACACCAAGCAUGUGAUAAAGAUUCCAGGUAAAUAACAAGGGUUUGUGUGAAGGCUGAAUUAAGUGAUCAAAUCAUGGGCUUUAAAAAGCGGUUUUCACUUCCUGCUGGAAGCAAGAACGUGUAAAUAUUUAGUGAACCCUGGGAGAUCCACGUGUUCUGAAAAUGGCUUAGCCUCAUUUGACUAGAACAAGGUUGUUCAGCAACAACCAACUGAGGACAUUUCACAACUCCCAUUGUUUAUUUUUGGAAUUUAUCCUUGAUCAACAGUGUAAGUGGAACAUAUCUGCCAAAAACACUUCAAAUCAAUUACAUAGUUUAGCUGAAGGGAGAUGGUCUGUUACUAAUUUAAUUUCCACAGGAGCAGUGACAACUAGUCCUGUGAUGUGCUGUGUGAACACUGCACUCUUUCACUCCUCGACCCUUACACAGAGUAGGAUUCACUACUACUGUUAAUUGAUUUGGCGUUAAGCCACACUGGCCUCUUACUUUUUCUCAUUUCCUUGUUGAAAGGGACUGCAGGAUCAUCUUACAAAUAAUAUAAAAGACACUGAUGUAAGGUGUUAGUGUGUCUUAUGACAGUUUUGAUGGCGUACAGCAGAAACCUUUAACUUUCCAGAGCUCAGUUGUGUCAUAUUUGAACAAAAAUGAAAGUACUUUACUGUAAAUGUGUCUAACUGUAAACUGCAAAUGAAUAAAUUGUGCUUC
Notolabrus celidotus (New Zealand spotty) is the source of this 2885-nucleotide messenger RNA. Its product is annotated as patatin-like phospholipase domain-containing protein 2. The record is from RefSeq and is a predicted model, not a curated record. Gene Ontology annotation, molecular function: triacylglycerol lipase activity. Bases 295 to 1635 code for a protein of 446 amino acids. The transcript has 9 exons. Gene Ontology annotation, cellular component: cytoplasm; lipid droplet; membrane. Gene Ontology annotation, biological process: lipid homeostasis; triglyceride catabolic process. NCBI's taxonomy places the organism in Eukaryota, Metazoa, Chordata, Actinopteri, Labriformes, Labridae.